AUGGUCCGGACCAAGAGACCCAACACCCCAGGACCGGCGGGGACUGUUUCCCCGAGACGCAAUACCGGCCCGAUGGACGAGUUCAUCGCCACGCCAUCGGACCUGAGAGGGCUGCGACCGGCCAACAAAAUGGCGCCCGCAUCCCCGGGCUCGGAGAGUGCUGGUGAAACCUCUGAAGCAGGUACCCAAUUCAGUGAACUGGCCCAGAUACAAGCCGAGCUUACCCAGAUCUCGGCGAAAAUGCUCACGAAGGCAGAUACAAGCACAAUAGCUCAGGAGCUGCGGGCAGCACUGCGAGAGGAGCUGGUAGGCCUGAGGUCAGAUCUCACUGCCCUAGAGCAGAGGGUGGAUGAGGUGGAAAUAGCAGCGCAGGGCUGUGAAGACCAACACAGGGCAACUGAAGUUGCAGUAACUAGGCAGGGUAACCUCUUGAUCACCCUACGCAGGCAGGUGGAGGACUUGGAAAAUAGAAGUAGGCGUAAGAAUAUCAGAAUACGCGGCAUGCCAGAAACCGAAACAGAGGAAGAACCCCUCCACGCAUGUCUGUGCGCCCUAUUUACACAGAUUUUGGGGGAAGCUGCACCUGAAGAAAUCCACAUGGAUCGCGCACACAGAGCACUGGGGCCGGCGAGAAGAGAUGGCAGCCCCAGAGAUGUAAUCUGCUGUAUGACCCUGCAGGACCAAAGAGACAUGAUCAUGGCGGCGGCUAGGGAUAGGCCCUCCAUUCUGUUCCGUGGAGGGGAAAUAUCCCUGUACCAGGACCUAUCAAGUCUAACACUGGACGCCAGGCGAGAGCUGCGCCCAGUAACGGGUAUGCUCAGAGACAAAAGGAUCCCUUAUCGCUGGGGCUUCCCCUUCAGCCUCCAAGCAAAACACGGCAACACAUGGAUCACGGCCCGCUGGCCAGAAGAGGUGCCACGCAUGAUGAGGACCCUUAACCUGCCACCGGUGAGAGUGCGCAACUGGAUCCUGGACGAAGCUAUAGCGGCACGUAGAGACCCACUGAAUCCCUCCAACCCGGCGGUCCCACCAAUAGCACGGGCCACCCGGCCACUCCGCAGAGGGGGCCCAAACGGCGCAGAAGAAUGA
Pelobates cultripes (western spadefoot toad) is the source of this 1089-nucleotide messenger RNA. The record is from the annotation of a GenBank genome assembly. NCBI's taxonomy places the organism in Eukaryota, Metazoa, Chordata, Amphibia, Anura, Pelobatidae.